UGACAUAGAUACAACACUCACAUGUAGAUGCUCCUAGAGAGAGAAAGUUUUUUAGAGAGAGAAAGUUUUAUGUUCCUUUGUGUUUGCCAUCUGUUGCAGUGUGGUAGCAUUGUUGGGUUUCCAAUUCUAUCUCUGGUGGGGUUGAAGGUGAGAAAUGAAGCGAGGGAAGAUUGCAAUUCGUGCUCUCAGCUCAGAAAAUGUUGAAUUGCUUUUGGGAUUUUGAGGAACCCUGAUUCUGGGGGUGAGAUUGAGCCGUUCUGGUGGGCGGCUCUGAGAUUUUUUCUCUGAAAAGAGUUUCUGGGUCGUGUUUGUUUGUUGAAAAGUUUUGUUUUUUGGCGGUUUCUGAUGAUGGGUUGUGUAUUUCUUUUCUGAGAAUCUGAGAUGGGUAGAGUAGGUUGUGAUCUGUGUUAAAAAUUCCAAAGCCUUUACCACAAGAUUUUAUUCUAUUAAUUGGGGUCGGCAGUGAUGAAGUUUGUCAACCAGUAAUGUAUGGCUGAAGAAAUGCUUUCUUCAUAAAUUGGUUUACAAUAUGCCAAAGUAGCUUUUUGUAAUGGUGCCAACAUGUAGACCACCAAUAGAAAUUUUAUAGUGAAACCACACUUGUCAGCAGGGAUGUUGAUCAGCAAUGAAACAGAGGAUUUAUGUGAUGAUAACUUUGAAGGAUCUAACGAAGAAAGACAGAUUUUUUCAGAGGUAUUUUCUGGUAAUGGCAUUUUUCAGUCUAAUCAGAAGUGUCUUGUUCCUGUAGCUAUCAGCUUUGAACAUGAAUCCGCUAAAAACACAUUUAAAUCAUUCUGCUCUAGUAAUGAAAACUCAGUUGUAUUGCAUCCAUCAUCUUCUAGACUUACACACCCUGAAGAAGAGGACUUUAAUGUAAUUCAGCAUUCCAAAGAGGCUGCUCUGGGGUGUGUGCCAGAGAGUUUCAUUUGUGAAGACCAGAAUGACGAGGAUGUGAAUGUCAAACGUAUGAAAUUUUCUCUGCAUGAACUUGCUUGUAGUAGAUCUGAUUCAGAAAAAAAAUUGAGUUCAUCACGACUUUCAAAAGUAGUAGUUUCUAACCUGUCUCGUGCUGCUACAAGCUGUGAUAGUGAACCAAUUGCAUUUCAUUUAGUUGAAUCAUCUAAACAUGGUGUGAUAUCUAGCUGUUAUCUAUUGAACCAUAACAAGGUAAAUAAACAAGCUGCCAAGGAUAAGGUAGAUGUUACAAAUUUUAACUCAACAACAGCAGAUGGAAAUAUUGCAAAAGAGUUGUGUGUAAGUAAAGCAGCUGCUUCUCCUGUUUCCCAGGAAAGCUUUGCGAACAGGCGUGUAGUUACCAGUCCGUCAACCACUGUUGUGAAGAAGUCUGGGUCUCCUUUAAAUCCCGAGGAAAUGGUGGAAUCUUCUAAUGUAGGCAUCUCAAAUGCAUCCUCAAUGCUAGAGGAAGAGGACCCUCGUACUAUACUGCAGUUUCAUAUUUUGCAGUUGCUAAAGAUGGCAGGAUGGUCUAUUGAGAAGCGUCAACGGCCUAGUAGGCGUUACCCAGAGUCAGUUUAUAGGACACCAGAGGGAAAGACUAUUCGGGAGUUUACAAAGGCUUGGAGAUUAUGUGGUGAGCUAUUGUCUGUUGAAAAAUGCAAUUUUAUGUGCAGAGAUUAUAAGGAAUGGACUGAUAUUAGUCAAUUCUGGUCUGAUCUAUCCAGUACACUGAUAAAUGUUGAAAAAACAAAGAUGCAGUCAGAAGACCCUGCUGCUGUAUUGGCUUAUCGAUGGUGGCUUUUGGAUCCUUUUGUAGUAGUUAUAUUUUUUGAUAGAAAGAUUGGUGUGCUGAAAAAGGGAGAGGCAGUGAAAGCAACUUGGAGUUUAGUUUCUAGCAAAUAUAUGGUGGCAUGUGCUCCCAUUGGUUCAAGCUCUGGGAAUUUGAAUCAGGUACCUGGAGGGUCUAAUGUAGGUGCUGUUCAUCAAGCCAGAAUUAGAAAUUCCAAAAGUUUUGAUAAACAGAGUUCAGAGAACUAUCUGGAAACAAAUAAAAUUAUUGAUGGAGAUCUGCCAAUGGACAUGUCAGAAGAAAAUAAUGCAUCCAGUGUGAGCCAUGGCCUGGUUCAUUCUCAUGACUCAAGGGAUAUGCAACAGUCUGAAUGUAGUGAGGAAGAAGGUGGCAAAAUCUCAGUAGAUUCUGUAUUUGGGAAAGAUAACAAAUAUUCUGCUUCUGAUGUUAUUCUUAAAAAGAAAAUGCGGAGGAAGUGCAAAAGGGUAUCUGAAAUCAAACUGAGUAUGUUCUACCAUAGUGACAUGCUGGGUUCAACUGUUACUGACCAGGUGCAGUUACUAGAUGGUGAAGCAAGUGGGUUGGAAGAGGUCCAGGAUUAUCUAGUUGACAAUGCGGGAAAGAAAAGAAACUGCAGAAAGUUAUCAUCUGUUGGUGCAAUUCAGAGAAAUAUUAGGAAAACAAACUGCCCCACAGCUGGAACAGAUAAGUCUAACAGAUGCCAGAUUAAAGACGAUGAUUUAUUGGUGUCUGCAAUAUUCAGGAAUAAGGACUUCAGCCCAAAGGCAAUCCGGGGUAAUUCUAGUGCUAAAUCCCGCAAAUCAAGGGGUCAGAGAAAGCUUAAAAGCCAAAAGGGCCGUUGCAGGUUGCUACCAAGGAAUCCCUGUAAUGCAGGGAAGCACAAUAAGGACUGCAAUAGGUUUUAUUUGGGUGCUAGGACAAUAUUGUCCUGGUUGAUUGAUAAUGGGGUCAUAUCUUUAAAUGAUGUGAUUCAAUACCGAAAUCCUAAGGAUAAUGUUGUCAUUAAGGAUGGUAGGAUCACCAAAGAUGGUUUUAUUUGUACAUGUUGUGAUAAGGUGCUCACAUUAUCAGAGUUCAAGUUUCAUGCUGGGUUUACAGUGAAUCGCCCCUGCUUGAAUAUUUUCAUGGAGUCUGGUGAGCCCUUUACACUCUGCCUCCUUCAAGCUUGGUCAGCUGAAUACAAAGCCAGGAGAAGCCAAAAUCAAGCCGUACAUGCUGAUGAUAAUGAUAAAAAUGAUGAUUCGUGCGGAUUGUGUGGCGAGGGGGGUGAGCUGAUAUGUUGCGAUAACUGUCCAUCUACUUUUCACCUAGCUUGUUUGUCCACUCAGGAGAUCCCAGAUGGCGACUGGUACUGCACUAACUGCACUUGUAGGAUAUGUGGAAAUUUGGUCAUUGACAAAGACACUUCAGAUGCGCAUGAUUCAUUACAAUGUUCACAGUGUGAACAUAAAUAUCAUGAGAAAUGCCUUGAAGAUAGAGAUAAACAAGAAGUAGCAAUUUCAGACACUUGGUUUUGUGGUCAGAGUUGUCAGGAGGUGUACUCUGGACUCCAGACUCAGGUGGGGUUAGUUAAUCAAGUUGCUGAUGGCAUCUCAUGGACCCUUCUUAGAUGCAUCCACGAUGAUCAAAAAGUUCAUUCUGCACAGUGGUUUGCCCUAAAGGCAGUAUGCAAUACAAAAUUAGCCGUUGCUCUUACUAUAAUGGAGGAGUGUUUUGUGUCAAUGUUUGAUCCUAGAACAGGCAUCCACAUGAUACCCCAAGUUUUAUACAACUGGGGGUCUGAGUUUGCUCGUUUAAACUUUCAAGGGUUUUACACCAUUGUAUUGGAGAAAAAGGAUGUAUUAAUAUCUGUAGCAUCUAUCAGGGUGCAUGGAACUACAGUAGCAGAGAUGCCUCUAAUUGCUACUUGCAGUCAGUAUCGUCGCCAGGGAAUGUGCCGACUCCUUGUGAGUGCUAUUGAACAGAUGUUAAUAUCUUUCAAGGUGGAAAAGCUUGUGGUAUCAGCCAUUCCAGAUUUGGUCGAGACAUGGACAAAGGGCUUUGGAUUUAUAACUGUUGAUGACAUUGAAAGGCAAAGAUUGAAUAAAAUUAACUUGAUGGUUUUUCCUGGGACAGUGUUACUUGUGAAAUCCUUACAUGGGAAGGAGAAAAUUGAAGGACUGUGUGAUCUAUCAAUUCUAGCAACAGAUGAAUCAAUCAAAGCAGGUAUCUGUUCUGAAGGAAUGGCCAUUUCUGAAUCAUUUGCACAAGUUGUUGGAAACAUAACUACCAACAAAGGUGGAGCAAAGUCAGAACAUGAACCUGUGGAUGGAAAAAAUCAAUCAGACUAUGAAGCUGGCAGUGAAACAGGCAGAGAUGAUAAAAUACAAGCUGUUGACACUGCAAUAGAAGCCAAAGAAUCAACAGAAAUAAGUAGUUCUUCUAGAGAAGAGAAGGUCACCCAGUUGAAAGUGUCAGGUGACUCAGAGAAAUCUAUUGAAGAAAACAAUGUGAAUGAAUUGAGAACAAGCAACAAAGCAGAAAUGACAAGUGAUUCAGUACAGCAAUCUAGUGAGAAUUGUUGUGCUGACAAAGAUGGUGCUGAACCAGCUAUUAGUAUUGUUGAGGACAAGAAUAUCAAAAUAGGUGAGUGUCAGGAAAAUGCUUUGCAGGGUCAUUUUUCAAAUUUGUCCUGCAAAACAUUUUUAGGCAGCAAUUUUGACACGGAUUCCAAUAUUGAAUGCUCAGUGAUGUAUGAUGAAACAGCUUUUUUUGGGACUUUUGCAAAGUCUGCAAGCUGAAUCAGAAGUUGAAAGAAAGUAGAUGUUUAGAGAGAUGGUGUGAUGAUGCUCAUAACAAACUUGUAGGGUAUCUUAGGGAAACUAACUGCAAAAUAUGGAAAAAUAACCGGUUAGGUAAGGUAAAAUUGUGACACUAUGUAACUAGGGACCAGUGCGGCAUAUAGGAUGAAGGCAAACAAAAAUGUUUAUGGCCUUGCUUUGGUGGUAAGGAAGAUAAGAGGUCAAAGGAGGUUGUGCUACAAAUUAGGCAUCGUUGGGAUGUUCAAAUCACUUUAUUUAUGCACCUACUUUUAAGAAAAAUAUUUUAAAAAAUAAAUUCUAGUCUUUUGAGGUUUCAACUAUGACAAAUUGAUUGCACGAUGAUGUAAAACAACUUAUUACGAGAUGAUGAAAA
Messenger RNA from Glycine soja, 4942 nucleotides. Its product is annotated as increased DNA methylation 1-like. The record is from RefSeq and is a predicted model, not a curated record. Lineage: Eukaryota; Viridiplantae; Streptophyta; Magnoliopsida; Fabales; Fabaceae. Gene Ontology annotation, molecular function: acyltransferase activity, transferring groups other than amino-acyl groups. The coding region runs from base 613 to 4548 and encodes 1311 amino acids. The transcript is spliced from 9 exons.